UAGCGUAGUUAUUUAACAUAAAGACAGUUCACCGAUAUUCAUAUAAAGUCGUUGUUAAUAGUGUACAAACCACCGUAACAGUUAUAUUCAUCUAUUUUAUUUAACAAAAAAAUCUUUCAAAGCUUUGCAGUAAAAUUUACUGCCAAUUUUUCCGAAAUUUCAACAAAUCUUUCGUACACUUUAACGAUGGGGUUAAAACAUGUGUAUUAUUUAUCAAGAACGGUUUUUGUCAAAAACAAUGAUACUGAACGUGCUUGCCGUCUAAUGAACAAAAUUUUAGGACGUGAAGGCAUACUUGAUCAGUUUAGACGCACAAGAUAUUAUGAAAAACCGUGUCAAGUCAGGAGAAGAAUCAAUUAUGAAAGAUGUAAAGCUAUUUACGACGAGGAUAUGAAUAGAAGAAUUCAGUUUAUGUUGAGAAAAAAUCGAGUUGAUCCAUUUCCAGGGAGCUUCUAGAUUUGUCACGUAAUGUACAACUAAUUGUAAUGCUAAUAAUUGUCAUAAAAUGUAGCUACAAAGAACAUAAUAAAUACCUACUUACA
This is a messenger RNA of Copidosoma floridanum, 542 nucleotides long. RefSeq names its product mitochondrial ribosomal protein S21 (gene mRpS21). The record is from RefSeq and is a predicted model, not a curated record. Gene Ontology annotation, molecular function: structural constituent of ribosome. Gene Ontology annotation, cellular component: ribosome. Gene Ontology annotation, biological process: translation. NCBI's taxonomy places the organism in Eukaryota, Metazoa, Arthropoda, Insecta, Hymenoptera, Encyrtidae.